Molecule: messenger RNA, 1281 nt
Organism: Penicillium manginii
Lineage: Eukaryota; Fungi; Ascomycota; Eurotiomycetes; Eurotiales; Aspergillaceae
Product: Zn(II)2Cys6 transcription factor
Exons: 4
Coding region: 1-1281 (426 amino acids)
Biological process (GO): positive regulation of transcription by RNA polymerase II
Cellular component (GO): nucleus
Molecular function (GO): transcription cis-regulatory region binding; zinc ion binding; DNA-binding transcription factor activity, RNA polymerase II-specific
Source: RefSeq, a predicted model, not a curated record
AUGCCACAGAGGAAACGACCCUACGUGCCAAAAAUAAAAGGCUGUUACGAGUGUUCUCAGCGCCGGAUUCAUUGCGAUCGCACACAUCCCAACUGCAAGAAAUGUGACGCAAAGGGCAUAUCUUGUAGUGGGUUCGGCGCGGCGUGGAAAUUUCGCAACAGUUUCUCACCAGGAACGAAGAGCUUGAAGAAAUCAAGUCGAUCUGGAAAAGGGAAAGGCCAGGCCUUUGUUCCAACGAUCUGCUCGACGGGGGCGAAGAUUCCAAUCAACAAUGAGAGAAAUCGGCGUGACUCCGAUCCCGAGUCAUCACUCAGGAAAUCGUCUAUAGUUUCUCCAAAUCUUGGCUCAGUGAGCCCUGGGAAGCUGUUUCUGCUGGACUAUUUUUCUAAAAACAUUGCGCCUGAAAUGGUGAUUGUUGAUGACCACAAUAAUGGGUGGCGACACAUGGUUCUUCCGAUAGCCCAUCGCGAUGAAUUGGUCAUGAAUGCGGUCCUUGCAGCAUCUGCAUUCCAUCUAUCCAGCAGAAAAGGUAGUGGAGUCCAGGAUGCUACGCAACUUUAUACACUAGCCAUCCAAGAGCUUCAAAGGAAGAGGUCUAUAGACAGAUACGAACUGGAAACACAGCACGUCAUCAUCCUAACAAUCCUUGUUCUCCUCGUGGCUUUGAUGGUUAACGGGUCUUCGGAUUUUCCCAUCGUUUUCCACGUAUUGCAAUCUGCUUUGCAAGCUAUCGGCGGCGACUCACAGCUUGCAGAGGGAGAUUUGGGCCAAUUUCUUCUACGACAGAUUUAUAAGAUAAGAGUUUAUGGAGCACCAUUCAUAAGCCAGGAUGCAGGCACAAGCACCCUUAUGAUUGAAGGCCAGCAAAGUUUCGAUUGCCUCGAGUAUUAUCGUCACCUCUACCCCGUAUAUUUCGAUUCAUUUGACCGAAUUGCUAGCCUGAGACAACAAGCAUAUGACAUUUAUCUUUAUCGGGCAUCCCUAGGAGAUGACGGAACACCAUCGACGCAUUUGGUGGAAGAUUUCAAAUCGACGCUUGAGCAGAUUCCCGAGGGGUCGCUAGGAGAACAUUCCCUUAUCUGGGCGUGUUUCAUUGCUGCCUCUGAGAGUCAUUCCCUUGAGCACCAGUUGUUCUUUGAUUCCUUUCUGAAGCGGCAAUUCAGUCGCAGUGGGUUUGUCAAUAUUCUGAGAGCUUUGGAUCUUCUUCAAGAAAUUCGUCAGAAGCGCAAGAGUGAGAACUGGACAAAAUUGUUGCCCGAGCCGCAGGUGUUUAUCAUGUGA